AUGAAAAACCACAGUGUUAUCUCUGAGUUCUUCCUCCUGGGGCUAACUGCUGAGCCUCAGAUCGAGGCUCUGCUCUUUAUACUCUUUCUUAUUAUUUAUCUUUUGACCCUACUGGGGAACCUGAUGUUGCUGGUGGUGAUCAGGGCUGACUCCCACCUGCACAUCCCCAUGUACUUUUUCCUAGGACAGUUGUCCUUUUUGGAUCUCUGCCAUUCCUCUGUCACUGUACCCAAGCUUCUGGAGAACCUCCUGUCCAAGAAGAAAUCCAUCUCAGUAGAGGGCUGCAUGGCUCAAGUCUUUUUUGUGUUUGCCACUGGAGGCACUGAAUCCUGCCUGCUUGCUGUCAUGGCCUAUGACCGUUAUGUUGCCAUCAGCUCUCCUCUGCUCUACGGCCAGAAGAUGAGCAGAGAGUUGUGUAUGGGGCUGGUGUGCGGUUCCUGGGGCGUGGCUUUCCUGGAUGCUUUCAUCAACAUUCUUAUAGCUCUUGAUUUAGACUUCUGUGAAGGGCAAAAUAUCCACCAUUUCAGCUGUGAGCUGUCAUCUCUCUAUCCUUUGUCUUGCUCUGAUGUGUCUUCAAGCUUCACUGCUCUGCUCUGUUCCAGCGUCGUGCAUUUCUUUGGAAAUUUCCUCCUCAUAUUUUUCUCCUAUGUCCGUAUUCUGUUCACCAUCCUGAGCAUCAGCUCCACUACAGGCAGGAGCAAGGCCUUUUCGACCUGCUCCUCCCACCUCGCUGCUGUGACAUUUUUUUAUGGUUCGGGAUUUCUCCGCUACCUUUUGCCCAACUCAGGAUCCACGCAGGAGCUUGUUUUCUCCUUGCAAUACAGUGUAGUCACACCCAUGUUGAAUCCUCUCAUUUACAGCCUGAAGAACAAGGAGGUAAAGGCAGCUGUGAGAAGACUGCUAAAAAGAUCUUUCUAA
Molecule: messenger RNA, 918 nt
Organism: Sorex araneus (European shrew)
Lineage: Eukaryota; Metazoa; Chordata; Mammalia; Eulipotyphla; Soricidae
Product: olfactory receptor 8S1-like
Exons: 1
Coding region: 1-918 (305 amino acids)
Biological process (GO): G protein-coupled receptor signaling pathway
Cellular component (GO): membrane
Molecular function (GO): olfactory receptor activity; G protein-coupled receptor activity
Source: RefSeq, a predicted model, not a curated record